GCUUAAAUGGCAUUGAACUAGGAGCCCUAACAUAUAAAAGUUAAUUUGUAUUCAAAUGAGAACUGAGCUGUGCAUUUCAACAGUGGGAUCAUAGGUGUGCAUUGGGGCAUCACCCCUUUAAUGUGUUAGGAUGGGGUUUGAGAGGCUGUGGUGAUUAAUGAUUCCGGGUAGUAAACAUGGAUGGUGAGGUCAGGCUCUAACCCUACUGCUUCAAAACAGAAGAAUUUGCGUCUUGGCCUGACCUGGGACCUAACUAACUUCUGGGGCAGUCAGGUAAGAGGCAGUGGGGACGGCCAAGUUCAACAUCAAGUCCUCCUUCUUCUACUUUAGUUUCUGGGAGCUUGCAUGUCCCUUCACACCACUUCUGGCCAUGUUUCUGGCUUAUUUUGUUGACAGUCCAGUCCUGGAGGUUUCCCCUUGCAUGUGUGGAGGAAAUGUUUUCUUCUCGGCUUCUAACUGUCCCUGCUCAUUUCACAGCCUCAGGUAGAACUGGAUCUUAGCCUCAGGACUAAUGGCCCCAGUCAUUGGCUGUGAAAGCUUGAGCUGACAAUCCCUCUCUCUACCUCAAAUUUGCGUGUAAAACAGGAUUUAUGCCACCGGCCCCAGCUUUCUCAUGGGACUCUUGGUUGACAAAGAUGAUGGGUGUGAAAAUGCUGAGUGCCGGGAAGUGGCAGAGAGGGAAAGCUGGUCAGCAUCAGGUCCUUAAAGAACAUCUGGGGAGAAGAUGGACAGUCCAGUUGCUCAGGGCCACACCUAAGGAGGGCAUGGCAAAGUCCUUGGACAGCUGUGGGGAAUCUGUUGUCCCUUUCUUUCCCUUAGUUCCUUCCCAAUAGGGGUUGGAGCAAAUACUUAGAGCUUGUGAUCCAACCCCAGGCCUCCCCUCCCCUGGGAAUGCCCUCAGGUACACAUCUGGGUCCGAAUCUCUCAUCUGCCUAAGACUUGCUGUGGACCUGAGACAUGCUCCUCCCCCACACACUUUUCUGAUCCCGCGUUCUUCAUCUGUAGUGGGCCCACACUAAGUCCUCUGUCUUAACUCAGUAGUUAAAACUGUUGAGGACUCAGUGGGAAAACGGUAAGUGUACCUGGUGGGAUGAAGGGAACGCUGUCCCUUCAUCAACAUGACAGGCUCCCACGCAUCUGUACCUUUAGCCCACUACUCCUGCACAAGUCCGAGUGCCCCAACCACCCAUGAAACACUCCUGUGUUCUAGAAUUCCAGCCUGUGUUCUAGAAUCUUGUCCCCUUGAAUGUCCUCCUGUUUUUAGAAUCCCACUGCUAUUCCAAACUGUGCAUUCUAGAAGCGGUAGAGUCAGGUGCUUUUCCUGGGCAGUGUCGGCUUGCUCAAGCUCUACUGUCUGACUUGAGUCUGUACUGCUGCCACGAUGCGGUGGCGGGACCGCAUUGCUGUGCUCUUCUUCCCUCAAGGCAUGAUGCUCACCGUGGCUGCCCUGAUGCUCUUCUUCAUACACCUGAGCGUCCUCGCCAGCGACGUGCACAACUUCUACUUCACCCACCACUACGACCGCAUGAGCUUCCACUACACCGUGGUCCUCAUGUUCUCCCAGGUGAUCAGUAUCUGCUGGGCUGCCAUGGGGUCGCUCUAUGCUGAGAUGCUAAACGACAAGUUUCUUCGGUACUUUGCCCUGACUGUCCUGAUGCUCAAUGGAGCCAUGUUCUUCAACCGUCUGUCCCUGGAAUUUCUGGCCCUCCAGUACCGGGAGGAGAAUCACUGA
Molecule: messenger RNA, 1732 nt
Organism: Rhinolophus ferrumequinum (greater horseshoe bat)
Lineage: Eukaryota; Metazoa; Chordata; Mammalia; Chiroptera; Rhinolophidae
Gene: CATSPERH
Product: transmembrane protein 262
Exons: 3
Coding region: 1382-1732 (116 amino acids)
Source: RefSeq, a predicted model, not a curated record